Phaedon cochleariae (mustard beetle) is the source of this 1724-nucleotide messenger RNA. The record is from the annotation of a GenBank genome assembly. Lineage: Eukaryota; Metazoa; Arthropoda; Insecta; Coleoptera; Chrysomelidae.
AUGACAAAGCUCCAGGAAAAUUGUAAAUAAAAGUAUCAUAAUAAACCAUAAAAUAAUUUUGGGCUUGUAUGUCUGGUGGUAGUGUUUCAGUUUUAGCACCAAAUGGAAGAAGACAAACUGUCAAAUGUACGCCAAACACCACAUUAUUGCAGGUCUUGGAGGAAGUGUGCAAAAAGCAGAGUUUCGAUGCCGGGGAAUAUGAUUUGAAGCACCACAACAAGGUUUUGGACACAACAACCACUUUUAGGUUCUCAGGACUGCCUAAUAAUGCCCAGCUGGAAAUGGCUCCUGCUUCAAAGCUACGUUUAGAGUCAGAAAUCACUCUAGCUGUGAAUUUGGAGAACGGCAACCGACUGAUAGGCUCCUUUACACCUAGUGUAAGUCUUGUAAAUGUGUUGGAACAGCUCUGCCCUGAAAGUCUUGCAGCAGAUAAGCACCCUGUUGUCAUCUAUACAAGAAGAGAGAUUUAUGGAAAAGAACUGGGAAGUGUCACACUUAGAGCACUAGGUUUGACAGGCGGAAGAGCAAUGAUCAGACUCAUAAAUAAGCCCCCAGAGGAAUUGAAAACUCAAGCCAAUGUAGCAACACUUUUGCCUUCAAAACCUGUGGAGGAGAAACCCUAUCAAAGAAAGUUUCAACCACUUGAGAAAGAAGAGGAUUCUUCAGGAAACAGAUCACAAACCUCACAAAAAGUUGAUGAUUCAGCCAAAGAAAGUUCUGACACUAAAGAAAUCAAGCCUGAAAAACUACAGAAGAAAGCUAAUGUAGAUUUACUGAAGUUAGCCAGAGAAAAACGUAAAAAUAAUGAUUAUCCCUCUCCACACCAAGAUGAGAAGAGAAAGAGUUUGUCAGAAAGCCAGGUUAAAAAUGGGCAUGAAGUAAAAGCCAAACAACAGAGAUGUACAUGCAAGAGGGAUAGCUCAAUGGAGGUAGAUUGUUGUGGGAAUUGUGAAGAAGCAUGCACAAACAUUGAACAGAAUAUGGAAGAUGAAUUUGUAUUUUUGGGCGAACGGAAUGCCAUGCUCUUUUCCCUGGAAACCGCCCAAGCGGUGCCCAGUGAAGAUCUGCCCGACGAUUUCUUCGAUCUGACCAUCGACGAUGCCAGGAAAAUAUUGCGCGACGUGAAAAAACAACGUUUCCACAUGGACAACACUCCAUUGAUGACGUCGGCAUUGAGGAAUCUGGAGAACUCCAAGAAUCAGUUGAGACAGCUGAACAGAUACAAGAAGGCGGUGGUGCGGGUGCAGUUUCCCGAUAGGGCUGUACUACAGGGUACUUUCAAGCCGACCGAGACUGUCAAGGAUGUCGUUGAAUUUGUGAGAGGGUUUCUGCAGGAUACAAGCACUGAAUUUUAUGUUUAUUCCACUCCUCCCAAAUGCAUUUUGGAUGAGAACAAAAGGCUGAUCGAACUCGGAUUUGUGCCUGGUGUGAUGAUCCACUUCGGAACGAAUAAUCCAGACAGAAAAUCGGAUUUUUUGAAAAAGGAACUGCAGGACAAAUUCACCAGUAAUUCAGUUGCGAGUUUAGCAGCAUCAAAAAUGAGGAGUGAAAACACCAGGACGUGCGGUAGCACUGAGCCAGAGGAGGACUACGAUAUGGAAGACACCCCCUGUGUGAUAUCGGACGAUGGGGCGAGCACUAGCACAGGAAUCACGCAUGACACUUAUGGAGAAAGGAAAAUCGUCAGAUCGACGGAAAACGUGCCUAAAUGGUUCAAACCGUGA